This is a messenger RNA of Rangifer tarandus platyrhynchus (Svalbard reindeer), 441 nucleotides long. Lineage: Eukaryota; Metazoa; Chordata; Mammalia; Artiodactyla; Cervidae. The record is from the annotation of a GenBank genome assembly.
AUGCAGGUGUGUCUUCCUCCGUCACAGCAGCCAGCCUCUGUCACCCUGCGGGGCCCAGCCAGUUCAACUGGGGAGUGCCCCCCACCCCCCUUGGAGAGUGUCUGCUCUGCCCUCUGCCAUCCUGCCCCCAGGGUGAAGGACAGAGUGAAGACAAGGCUUCAGUCCCCAAGUUGGCGCCGGACACCCACGCCACCUGGCGUGGGGACUUUGUUCUGCCUCCUCAUGUGUCCUGGACGGAAAGGGGGUGGGCAGCAUCUGGCGGGAAACACGGUCCCUCAUGGAAGGUCUAGAAGCCAGGGCUGUGGCUCCCAGGACCCUCCAGGGCAGGUGAGCCUGGAGAACACAGGGCAUGCGGGGUCCCGGCCAGGACAGCGGCCCUCACCACCCCCAACACACACACAGGAUGCACACUUCCAGCUGUCACGGAGCUCAUCUCCAUGA